UUCGCAGGCAAAAGCAAACCACAUGGCGAAGCCAAAAUAUCUCGGCAUGUUCCACACAGAACACAUGCAGAAGGAAUGAAAUUCCCCAUCAUUCUAUCAACGUUAGUAUUUUAUUUAUUGCGUGCAUUCUGUUUCUACCCCUUCGCCACCCUACUUCAUCACCAAUCCGCUCCCUAUCCCCCGAUUUUCCUUACACUACUUAUCAAUACUUUAUUCAUAUCCCUACGAUCAUGUCUCCCCCAAAACGCCUCGUCAUCUUCUGCGACGGAACCUGGGUCGGGCGCGAAACCGCCGUCCCCAACGCCCCUCCCAGCAACAUCCGCAAGCUCGCCAAUAUGGUCGGCACAGUCCAGUUCGCCCAACCAGAAGGCCGCGAACCCACCAUAGUGCACCCCAUCCUUACAUAUGACCCCAACGUUAUCGCCGGCUACCAGGAAGGCGUUGGUCUGAACAAAACCUUCCUCUCAUAUAUCUGGGACGGCGCAACCGCGUCCUCCAUCGGCGAAGAAUGCAUUUCGGUCUAUAAGUUUAUUGUGCAGAAUUUUACCUCCGAGCACGAUGAGAUUUGGCUGUUUGGUUUUAGUCGCGGCUCUUUUACGGUAAGGUGCGUGGGCGGCAUGAUAAAUAACUGCGGUAUCAUACGCAGAGGCCGUCUCAGCGGCGAAGAUGUGAACACGCUGUGUCGCGAGGUAUACCGCACGUACCGCAGUCCGCUGGCGGUCGACCAUCCAAAGAGCAGGAGGUGUGAGGAGUUGAGAGGCGAUCCGGAGCGCGUUUGGCCUGUUCACCGACCGAUCCGCUUCAUGGGCCUUAUCGACACAGUCGGUGCACUGGGGAUACCGCGAUUAAACGCCGGGAUCGGGCUCGAUUGGCCGGAAUUCGAGUUCCACGACCAGAACGUCUCAUCCGCGGUGAAGACUGUGUACCAUGCGCCUGCUCUGCACGACCGCCUGUGGUGUUUCCAGCCCUGUUUGAUUUUCCCGGGGGACGGCGAGUGCAGGGCCGAGGUCGUGCAGAAGUGGUUCCCCGGAUGCCACUACGAUUUGGGCAGGCAGACGUUUCGCUUCUUGAGGCAGCGGCCGUGGAAUCCGGUGGAGCGGUGGCUGGGAUUGCUGCCGGAUAAGCUGGGGAAGACGAUCUGGCCGAAUGAGGUGCUGGGGAAUUGCGUCUUGCGCUGGCUCCUGGAAGCGGUUAGGGAUAUCGACAAGCUGGAGAACGAUCUACAAAGUCCCAUAAUCCCGAACAUCGAGUCGCACAUCGACGACCUCAACGCUAGGCUCGUUUCGCCCAACUCGGCAACCCUCGGGAGCGGCGACGUCUACGGUGAUAUCCUUUCCUACGGCCCAUUAGGCCGUUUGUACAAACCAAUCAAGCGCCUGCUCAAACUGCCUUUCCUGCUGCUCGAUCAUGUCUUCCCUAGGCUAGGGGAUAAUGUGUCGGAUCUGCUGGGGGUGAAGACGGUAGUGGGGAUUCUGACGGCGACGACGGAUAGGAGAGUACCUGGGGCCGUAGAGGCGCAGGCACAGGUCUAUCCAUAUAAGAAUGAAGAGGCUGUCGCGGUUAGUGGGGUGCAGAGGAGGAUUUGUGUUGAGGAGGGCGCGGGGAUGCGCGGUGGGGAAAGAUAUAAGAGUAGAGCGUAUGAGAAUUGGGAGCUUUGGAGGGGGGUUUUUGGUGUGUAGGGUAGGUGGGUGCUUGGGCGAUGGAGCAGUGUGGAGGAUUGCGUGACGCAGAGAUGGCAUCUUUGACGACGGGGUGCUCGAAACUUGAAGGGAUAGGAGUUUCUCCUUUAGACCCAUUCUCCUCUCCCUGUUGUUUCUUGUUCAAAUUUCCUAUAGGAAUUGCGGCAUUGGCCGCAUUCCGGCUCAGCUGCCACUCAUCACAAUGUGGACUUACA
Trematosphaeria pertusa is the source of this 1894-nucleotide messenger RNA. RefSeq lists its product as uncharacterized. The record is from RefSeq and is a predicted model, not a curated record. NCBI's taxonomy places the organism in Eukaryota, Fungi, Ascomycota, Dothideomycetes, Pleosporales, Trematosphaeriaceae. The transcript is spliced from 2 exons. Bases 231 to 1679 code for a protein of 482 amino acids.